GUUGGGGUUAGGGUUAGAGUUAGGAGUUAGGGUUAGGUAUAAAGAGAAGGAGAGAUGGGUAGGUGUUAGGUAUAAAGAAAAGAGAGAUGGGUAGGUUUUAGGAGUGAAAAAGGAGAGUGGUUAGGGUUAGGGUAAGGGGUGGGGGAAGGGCGAUAAAAGAGUGUAAAAAAGAAUAUAAGAGGGGUGUGCACGGUCCGUCUAUGGCCCAGCGGGCUCGCACUCACGCCUCAUUGAGGCCCCCCGGAUGUUUGGUCCCCAACUUUGUGAUCCACAGGCGUUCGGCACGCUUCCGUUGGGCCACACUCCAUCUCGCGUUGGUCUGCACAACGCACACCCGAACAGAAGUCCACCCGUGCCGGAUAAAAUGUUGUACCAGCGGCCGGAAGACUUUACCGCUGUGGCGGUUCAAAAGCCAGGGGAUGUGCUGUAGGGGAAUGUUGCUCCUGGUUAAGGGCGGAUUCCCGGGGGGACUGACUCGGGCCCUGAUCAGCAACUCACCCAAGCUAGGAUUUUUGCGGAACGCCGACACCAGACUAUGGAGGGCCUCCAUUUCGUCUCGCGUCAAAUUAGGCGCAACUGCGAGGGCGCAACCCGAAAGGAGCGACGGGUGCUCAUCCGCCAGGACCAGUUUGUGGACCUCUGGAUGUAGCAGACCCGGUGAAGGUUCCCACUCGGACCUCGGGGUGAAAGGUCAAAUUUGACCUGAUGGUGCCAAUCGGAGCUGACGCUAGUGGACGGGACGAAGGUGAGGCCUUUAUCGAGGAGGGAGCGCUGUGCGGAGGUAAGUAUGAAGUUUUUGGAAAGGUUUACAAUGUUUUUGUUGGUGUUGUUGUUGUCGUCGUUGUUGUUGUUGUGUUUGUUUGUGUCACCCCCCCGACAGGUCGGGUUUUUGGGGACGCCAGGUUUAAAUGUUGAAGCCAAUGCUUCAGCAUAUUCCUGGCCGUGUUGUCGGUCCAGUGCAGGUUGUCUCUGCCUGUUGCGAACUCGUCGCUGGAAAGUGCUGGAAUGAAAUGGUAAUUUUUGUGGAUGUAAUUAUUGAUUUGCCGGAGGUUGUCUUUGUGUUCCUCGGGCAAAUUGUCAGAAAAGUUGAGGAGGGGAAUGAAAAUCUCGGCAUUAGGAAAGGUGAUUUUGGCCGUCUUGAAGGCCCUCUGGAGCUGCUUAAAAGUGGUAGACUUGGGGUUUUGCUCUUUGUUGUUGAUGCCGAAAGAUAGAAUGACCAUUUCCACCUCAGCACUGACUUUUGUUUUUUGCAGGAUGGCCUCUGCAUGCCGGAAGUUGGCCCCCGGGUAACUGUCCAUCUGGAGGUCCUGGAGACCGGUGGAUGGAAGGCGACUAAUGUUUGAGUCCCCGAUCACCAGGACCUUCCUGUGAACGGACAGGUGCCAGUCCACCAUCUUACGAGUCGUACUGAUGUGCCUUGUAGGCCUCGUGCGCGGACUCGUUGGCGUGGCAACCUGCGCCCCGUCCGUGUCCCCUGUCGGCUGAGAAGCCGAAGUGACAGCCCUUGUCCUUUUCUGGUUUCCAGUAAAGAACGAGGACCAGCUAGCACGCGCAUCCGGAGCGGACGUGUCCGGAACCGGCGUGACUGGAGGACGAAUGUCUACCAAAGGCACGUCCGGCAGAGGCGCGUCCGGGAGGGGCGCGUCCAGGAGCGAGGAAGUCGAGGUAGGUGGUCUCGGUUGGCUAGAACCAAGUUGGGACCAGCUUGGAGGCGUGUCAAGGGGCAGCUGGGACCACUCUGGAGGCACGUCAAGGGGUGACGCGGGCCGCUCAGGUGAGUGGUGGGAAGUGUCUGGCUGGCCAGGUGUGCCCUGUGCAUUGUCCGCUACAUGGACUAGAGCUGGUAUGUUUUGUUCCACAGGUAGCGGUGGAGCCUCGGAGACUGCAGGAGGGACCCUGACCUCGGUCUCGGCACGCAAAGGCGGACCGGGAGGCGGGACCAGGGGAGCCUCGACAAUGGAGUAGUCGGGAGGACUGCUACAUGGCUCCUGGUGUCGUGUCGCUCUCUGGGGCCUAGCUGACGCCUCAGCCAGAGAAGCAGGCGACAGAACCGGGAAGGGGACCGGGGUAACCGGUCCUCUUGGACCCGGAACCUGUUCCACCACAGGGGACCAAUCUCCGCCCAAAGGGUCGGUCAUGGUAGACACCGUGGCGCGCGCAGGAGCGUGCAGUGUUGGAACCGGCAGCGGCAGCGGCAGCGGUAUGGUGGACACCGUGGCGUGCGCAGGAGCGUGCAAGGUUGGCACCGGCAGGGGCAGCGGCAGCGGGGGCUGCACUACCUCCAUCACCACUCGGGUGCUGGACGGAUCCAAGUGGACUGGUGACCCCGUCUGCUGGGAUCGUGACGGACUACCCCCCUCGUCCACGCCACGAACGUCAACACAGACGGAGAUCACCAGACCCUCGGCGAGCCGCAGUGUCUCGGUGGUCAACCUGCGUCCCAGAUGUGUCCUGGUCCAAGCCGAGGCCACCUGGAAUGGGUCUCUCCAAUUUUGCCCAAUAAAAGCACUCAAUUUGUUGA
Molecule: messenger RNA, 2521 nt
Organism: Nerophis ophidion (straightnose pipefish)
Lineage: Eukaryota; Metazoa; Chordata; Actinopteri; Syngnathiformes; Syngnathidae
Exons: 4
Coding region: 201-701 (166 amino acids)
Source: RefSeq, a predicted model, not a curated record